CAGACACAGGACUGCCGGCUUUGCUGAUGCUGAUAAUUCACGGUGACUACAUAAGAGCGGGUGGUCGUUACUGCAGACACCAGUUUCGUAAUACGUGUGUCCUGGACUCAAUCCUGGCUGCUUUUCACAUUUGUUACAUCAGAUUCCAAAAUGUACGAUCGCUUUUAGAAUCUAACGCCACAUUCAAAGUCAUGAUGUCUUAUUUAAAUGCAGCAAACUAUGAGGACGCAAAAGGCCUAUGGCUGCGAUCACUGAUAAAGUUUGAUACAAUUGAUAUUGACAUUUUGGGCACUGUGAAAGAUCAUUUUCCAGUGCUUGCUAAACUGGUGUGUGCUGAAGUCGACUACUUCCAAGAAACACCUGAUGACAGUCCUGUAUAUCAAACAACAAUGAGCAAAUUUCGUGCACUUGGUGAUUUGAAGGCUUUGGGCCGUGCAGAUGAUCCCACAAUGAUCCUGGUUGUUCCUAGGGUUGUGCCCCUGCCCUUGCUUGUUGAAGAUGAAAUCAAAAGGACCUUUAAGCUUCAGUUUUUGCUGCUUGGUGAACGGAAUCACAUGGUCAUGUGUUUCAACUUCUUAGAGAACCUGUGGAUCCUCUAUGAUAACAAUCCAGCGUUGAGGUCUUUUCGUACUUUCAACUUAGAGGAUCGGAACCGUUAUAUGAUCUGCUGGGCUGGCUACAUCAAUACGACACAAGCUGACGUGCAAAAUAAUGCCUCUCCUGAGACUGGAGUAGGAGCACAACCUUUCAACUGUGGUUCAUUCGGACAACGAGAGAAUAUUGAAGAAUCCAUGAAAGAGAUACUGACGAGUUUGGGAGCUCUAGCUUGUGACAGCUCUGGCUCGGAAUAAUGUUCUAAAACAGAAGUACGCAUCAAAAAACACUGUCUGUGAUUAUAUGAAGUAUAGUUUAUAGUGUAUUUCACUGCAAUAGCAUUAGGACUCCUGGUUGUAACAUGUUUCUUUAUUUGUAUCUGCUGCUGCCUUGUGUUUUUGUGUUUUUCUGUGCGUAGUAUUACUUUUUGCCACCAGAGUAUAUGUUACCAUGCCCAGACCAAUCCAGUAACUUCUGUUAGCCUGUUAGCUUUGUUACAUUUCAUAAAUUUCAGAAAAUAAGGAGUGAGAGCCAUUCUAAGAGGGAGUUAGGGAGGUUUGUGUAUUUUAGUUUAUUUUGUUUCAGAAUUAGGUAGUUGUUUGUCAUUUAUCAUUAGAUUUUGUUUGAUGUUCACACCUGAUGUCAUAUUUUCUACACUGAUUAACUGGUUUACACAGUAAUUACUGUCCUGUGUUUGGUCUGGAUGGGGGUCCAGGAAGAGACUGCACUCUCUCUUUCUCUGUUUAUUGCAGAUCAUAACUAUAGUAUGUUUAAAAUGGUACAAUGCACCACUUGUUUCUACAUUAUAAUACAGUAUAAUUACUUUUUAAGGUAGCACUUUCACUGUAUUUAUUGUUCAGUAUUGUCCAGCUUUUGUGAAAACCUUCUGAAGUGGAUCUCAGACCCUGUUCCGUUCAGUUUGUUGGUUUUGUUUGUUUAAAUACCUCUUUAGAAUGUUUGCACAUUGCCUAAUUGUGAAUUUUUACUAGUUUCAAUGUAAACACAUUUCUCAUGUACAAUACACAAGUGUUGCAUAAUGCCUAUUAAAUGUACAGUAUUUACACAUUUCUCUUUUUAAUGAAUGUAAUAAAAAUAAAUAAGAAGAGAUCUGGACAUAAAUUGAGUCUAC
This is a messenger RNA of Astyanax mexicanus (Mexican tetra), 1723 nucleotides long. RefSeq lists its product as uncharacterized. Lineage: Eukaryota; Metazoa; Chordata; Actinopteri; Characiformes; Acestrorhamphidae. The transcript has 4 exons. The record is from RefSeq and is a predicted model, not a curated record. Bases 27 to 851 code for a protein of 274 amino acids.